AGUUCGGGUCGGGUUUGCAAUUCAACAGCACUGCGGAAGCGGAGAAAACUCGUCACCAGAGCGGACGGGCCAAACAAUAAGCCAGCGUAGUAAUAUCGACUUCACACCGCCCUCGAUAUAUAUAAUAUAUAUAUAUAUGAUAUUCGCAAGAAAACGGUAUCGGGUUGAAAUCCAAAAGUGCCAACCCAUUGAGGGGCUAAUCUAAUGUGUUGGAAAAUGAUUGAAAAUCGCGUGGAAAUUGCAAUAUGCGAAUUGAAAUGUGUAUUUGUGUUUUGAAUUCUUAACGCUCAAUCCAAGUGUUUCCAUUUUUUGCAGCCACAGCCAGCGGCAAUUGCACAUAAGUUGCAACAAGCAAAGUAACAACUACAACAACAGCAAAAACAACGUAACAAAAUAGGUAAAACAGUAUAAACAACACAACAUUGUAAGCGGGCUGAAAGGCGUUGCCAGAUUGUUGGCCAACAGCAGUAGCAACAACAACACUAGCAACAGCUACAGCAGUGCUCUACAACAACGACAACCACAACAAUUGCCCAAAGGGCCAAAUGAACGUUGUCGGCUAGUCCGUCUGUCGCCCGCUUGGUGGCGCUAGCUAGCUGACUGAGCAGCAACAACAACAGUGCGUGCUGCCGCUGGAAAUCCUGUCGCUAAUUAGCGAUCUGGCGACGUGUGCGCUUAUGCAGACACAAGGCGAUAGCGGAUUCCAUUGAACUGGCUGCCGGGUUAAAUUUGUUGUCGUAACAUGGGCUGCGUCUUUGAAGCGGCCAAAGAGCAGCCCCACAAACCUAGAAGCAGGCAACUAAGGCGCAACCAAUGCCGUGGAAAAGCGGAAAAGGCAGCAGCGGGGACCAGAGGCAAGGUCGCUGUCAGAGGAAACAACGACAAGCCAGCUGAGGACAUCAAAAUCAAGGAUAACUAUCAACAAAACCAUAAAACGCAAACCGAAACACAAACAGAAGUAGCAGCAGCAGCAGUAGCAAUAGCAGCAGACGCAGGAGCUGAAACAGAAACUGAAACAGAGGCUGGGGCCCAAAGAGAGGCAGCAACCGGGCCCGAACAUCUGAAAGCGGCGGCUCAAGUGCUUUUAACGAUACGGCAGGCACGUCAGGAGAACAACAAGCACAGUAGUAGUCAAGUGGCUGAAACGCACAAGGACGAAGGCGAGGACGCGUUGGCGCGGCAAGGAUCCAUUGUCGAUACGGCGGCGGGCAGAAUCGGAAUCGAUAUUGCGGCAACAACGAUUCAAAUCGCCGAGCGGCAUGAGGAUGGGCAGCAUUGGCAGCAACACAAUGUCCGCCGGCGGAGGCGCCACCCAGAUCCUGCAGCGGAUCCUGCGAGCAUCUCCAAACUUUCGGCAAUAUCCCUGCAUUUUCACGCCCUCGCCGCCCUAGCGAAAACGCUCCAAAAGCACGAGGACCUGAGUCCUGUCCAGGAUCGCCAGCCCCUAGCGUACCGGGCGUGGCAAGAACAUCCGUAUGCCGAGACCCAACUGCCCGCCACCAUGUCAGCGGCCAUCAUUGCGAAUGUCGGCGCCACGGCAGCGGCCACCUCGGCAGCCGCCUUCCAGUAUCUCGGCCAGCACUACAAGCACUACAGCCAGUCGAUCAGCUUCUACGCGGCCUCCAGUGUGCUCCUGAUGCUUUGCUAUCUGACCACCGCGUCCACGGCAGCUGCCACGCAGUCGGAGACGGGUGCCCUCGACAAGCAUCCCAUUCAUGGCAUCGAUUGGUCGAAAUUUGAUGAGUCCAGUUCGGAUAAGGAAAUAUUAGAUUUACUGCUUGAGAAGAAGCGCUACGAUAAACGAUUACUGCCGCCUGUAAAUGAUGAAGACUUUUGCUGUGGCUUGCAAUCGCCCGAUAUGGCAACAAAUCAAAAUGCACGGAGACCACACAAUCGCGGCACUCUGACGGUGAACGUGAACGUGCUGCUCCUGAGCUUAGCAUCGCCCGAUGAAAGCAGUUUGAAAUACGAGGUUGAAUUUCUGCUGAACCAGCAAUGGAACGAUCCGCGACUGCAAUAUGGCAAUAAGUCUCAUUAUGACUUCUUAAAUGCUCUACAUCAUCAUGAUAGCAUCUGGACGCCGGAUACGUAUUUCAUUAUGCAUGGCGAUUUCAAGGAUCCCAUCAUACCAAUGCAUUUCGCUUUAAGAAUAUUUCGGAACGGGACCAUUACGUACGCAAUGAGACGUCACCUGAUCUUAUCCUGCCAGGGAAGUCUUCACAUAUUUCCAUUCGAUGACCCCAAGUGUUCCUUCUCCAUGGAGAGCAUUUCCUACGAGGAGGCCCAAAUCAAGUACGUCUGGAAAAACGAUGAGGACACUCUGCGGAAGAGUCCUUCGCUGACCACAUUGAACGCGUACUUAAUUAAGAAUCAAACGACGGCCUGCGAUCAGAACAGCUGGCGAGGUAAUUACAGUUGCCUACAGGUCGAGUUGACAUUUACCCGUGAUCGUGCGUAUUAUUUUACAACCGUUUUCAUACCUGGCAUUAUAUUGGUCACCUCGUCGUUUAUCACAUUUUGGCUGGAAUGGAAUGCAGUCCCAGCCCGGGUUAUGAUCGGCGUGACAACAAUGCUGAAUUUCUUCACUACCUCGAACGGUUUCCGGAGCACUCUGCCGGUUGUUUCUAAUCUGACGGCGAUGAACGUGUGGGACGGCGUUUGCAUGUGCUUCAUCUACGCAUCCUUGCUGGAAUUCGUCUGCGUCAAUUAUGUGGGGCGGAAGCGACCCCUGCACAACGUCGUCUAUCGGCCCGGCGAGAAUCCCGUAACACAGCGUCUUCCAGCAGUACUAAGCAGGAUCGGAGUAAUUCUUGCAAGUCCUUUGGCAAGCGCCGCUGCCACGCCGGCCAUGUCGAUGAUGGGCGGUGCCACGCCCAUGUCCAGUGGCACCCCGGCCGCCUCCUCCUCGGUGGCCACGCCCGGCACCCCAAGGACCACCGAUCCGGAGGAGUUCUUCGGCGGCGGCAUGCGUUGGCAGGAGGCCCAUGGCGGAAUCAUUGGAGCUGCUGUCCAGAAUUUGCGGGCACGUUCGAUAAAACGGAAAGCGGCCAGAAGUCCAUCCACUUCCAUAUCGCCCCAUCCCAGUGGCCGACCCACUGAGCAUAUCUACGAAGAGCCCGGUGGAUCCACAUCCGGUGUCACAAAUACCAAAGUGAAGUUCAAGGACGAGCUGAAGGAGGAGCAAACGGAGGAGCCAGAGUCCAAUACCAAACUACGCCGAUCCGUGGCCACCAGCACACCGGCUUUGGUUGUUAGGAUCGAGGCUGAGACCGAUCCGGAGGCGGAAGCCAAGCCCAUCCAGGAUAUGGAAAUGACAGAACGUCAGUUGUCCUUGCCGUUGAAACCGCCGCGUCGCAAGGCAUCACGCUCCAAUUCACCAGCCUCGGUUUACGGCGAUGCAUUCGAGAAUGUGGAAGCUACAGGCGAAAAGCGUCAAAACGCCGGGGCACCGAACGAAAUUGUGGCAUGCACCACCUGCGGCGGCAGCAACAGUCCGUGCACCCAUUCGGCGAAUAAUGGAUGUGCCACGGAGACCUGCUUCGUUCAAGUGCGGAAAAAGGAGCCACCGCAUCCGAUUCGAGUGGCCAAGACGAUCGAUGUCAUCGCUAGAAUUACAUUUCCAACUGCUUAUGCCAUUUUUCUGAUAUUCUUCUUUGUACACUAUAAAGGAUUUUCGUAAAAUUAAGCAAAAACACUACAAGUAAAGCAUAAACAUACAUAUAUAGAUAAUUGAACACGCUAAAUUGCCGAAGCAAAGCCAGCAAACCCGUAAUGUAAUUUGUAGAGAAACAUGCAGACCGACAUGAGAACUCGUUUGCUAAAUUCUAGGGCCUUGCAAAGUCAUCUAAUUUUAAUGGAACAAAGGGAAACACAAAGUACAUCUAAUUAUUCAUUAACGAUUAUUUAAAUGGCAACAACAUGACAAAACCAGUGAUAAAAACGUCAAAAUGAAAACAUUAGUUUAAACUGAGUUGUUAAUGGGGAAUAAAUGAAAAUGAAUAAGUUGUUAAUAAUUAAUAUUUACGAAAGUUAAAUUUAUGCAAAUGAGCAAACAUACGAAUGAAACAUUUUCGACUGCCUUUUUUAAAAAUAGUAGAAACAAACCAAAAAAGCAACAAAAAAAAAACUUUAAAUUAAAUUUGCAAAUUUUUGCAUAUGCUCGAAAAUGCAUUAGUUAAUUAUACCAACCAAAGAAACACUGUCUAGCAAUUGUAAUAUAUAAUAUUUAAACAAUUUAAUAAGCAAACAAAUUAAUGCUGAAAGUACCAAAAAAGAACACGAUCCAAGAAGAUAAAAAGACCUAGCCUAUAACUAUGAAAUAUGAAACGCAAACCAAACAGCUUUAAGGCUUUACCUAUUUGAGUAGUCGAAAUGAUGCAAACCUGUUUAUACACAAUAUACAUAGAUGUUAUAUAUUUACAAACCAGCUCUAGUCGAAUAUUAUGAAAUUAAAACCCAGUUUUGUUCAAUUCAAUUCGAUGAGUUGAGAUGCCUCCGCAUAUGUCAAAGAUUAUGAAACAGAACAACACACACAAAUUGUUACUCAUCUCACACAGAUUUUUACGUUACGCUUUAUUGUAUAUACUAUUGAUUUAAUGUUUAUUUAAAAUCUGUUUAUUUUUUUCAAUAAAUGUUCGAUAUAAAAAACAGCCUUGAUUUUAACGCAUCGCAUAAAUUCACGGAAAUGAAACCGCCGCAAAGUAGACCACAAUUAAAGCUUUCCUAAACUAAGAUUCGGGUGAAAUAAAAUAAAAUCUAUGAAAUAAACUCAUUUUAUAAUUAUAGACGGUAACAAUGAAGAAUAGUUUACACAAAACAAAUUUGUACACCUUCUGAGAUUCAUUCAUUUCAUUUGAUCCAUCAACGCCUUUUUAAGUAGCAGCAGGAAUUGCCUAAAAACUUUUAUUAAAAUACAUAUCAAAGGUCAUAGAAGAAACAUAAACGAAGCUAACUAAAAUAUUUACAAAAAAAUAUAUGACACGAAUCUUUAUGAAACUCUCAUAAGUAGCUAUGAAGCAUAUGCCAACCCAACUAUAAACUGACAAACCUAACAACACCCAAGUAUUUUAGAUAAAAUGUAUGUCCACAAAUGCUAAUUCUAAUUCAAAAACAAAAAAACUUAAAACCUAAACCAAAUUUAAACCUUGUGAUAAUGAACACAAACAAAAAUCCUAAAUUUAAAAACGAACCUUUGCAUACGAAGUUUUAUUGCAAUUAAUUGAGAGCAGGUUAUUGAGGGCCACGGUUACCAAUUGUUUAAAUAAUAUUACCUAUAUAGAACACAAUAUGCGUAUACACGAAAUGCUUUUUGCAAAUAAAUACAUUUAUGAAUUUAGAGAUUUGUAGAUUUUUGGGAAAUUUUCUUUUCGCCAUUUUGCAAGCUCUUCGCAGUUAAUUCUCAUUUAGCAAAAAAAAUAUAUAUAACUAAAUAGCAAUUACGAGAAGGAAAACCCAAAGACAAGGACAAUCUUUUUGCAAUUUACAAAAACGAAAAAGUUAAUCUGAGUAAAAGGAAAUGUUAGGUCAUCUUUCAAACAAGCAAUGCCGAUUAAUUCAGAAUCCUUUUUGUAUAAUUAGCUGCUUAUAUAGAACACAAAAAAAAACUGAACUCAAAAUUCAUCGCGUCCAAUGACAAAUGUUUUUGUUGCGCAAAUAUAGUCAAGGGUAAGAAAUGUGAGUGGAAUUUGCUGAAUAUGUGGCCAAUAAAAGGAAUGUACAAAUUAAAUACGAUAAAGAUGGACCCCAAGAAACUAUAUUCGAUUCGUUCUUUGAACAGCUUAACCAUGUAACUUCGUUAAAUGUUAGUUAGCAAUCGAUUUGAGUGAAGGUGCCUUCUUUGAGAGAAUUAAAAACUUAUUGAUUGCUUCGAUGGUUUCAGGCGAAACACAGUUUUUGUUAUUAUGGAUGAAAACACGACGUAUGUGCCCUAUAAGGAUUUCUGUUUGGGAUUGUUUUUAACUCCUCACAAGCUAAACUGCUGAUAAAAUGAAGUAGAAGCUAAUCCAAAGACCAGUAAGAUUAUAAAAAUCGAUUUAAAUAGAAUCAAAGCAAAGCCAUAAAAGUUCACACUUGAAAAAGUAUUAAUGAAAUUAGCAAACAAGAAAAUUAUAAAAAAAAAGAUAUUACAAUCUGUUACAUUUGAUCAAGAAAACACUUUUUAAAUUGUCAUUACUCGAAAGCUUUAUAAUUUGUAAAUGCUAUGAACGAAAUGUAAAUACUAAUGUAUCAAAACUGUCUUGAUAGCAGUUAAAUAGCAGUUAAAUCAUUUUAUCGAAUAACUUUAAACUAAUUUCUUUAUAAACAAUAUUUGCUAAAUCCAUGACAGUCCAACUGAACUGUUUGCUAGAGAUUUGUUAAAAAAUUAUAUAUCUGAAAUACGUUUAGAAAAGAAAAAAAAACAAGUUAAGCCAUUCGGACAAUUUGUGUUGUCCAAUUUAUUUCACAUACGAGUAGAUUUCUUAAAGAUCAAUUACAAAAAACCCGAAGUCCCCACAAUGCUACCAAACGUAAUAAUUAUAAUAACAACUUUUUUAUAAUGCACAAUAUUGAGCAUAAUAAAACCGAUUUAUUAACAA
Messenger RNA from Drosophila sechellia, 6575 nucleotides. RefSeq names its product pH-sensitive chloride channel 1 (gene pHCl-1). Gene Ontology annotation, molecular function: transmembrane signaling receptor activity; extracellular ligand-gated monoatomic ion channel activity. The record is from RefSeq and is a predicted model, not a curated record. NCBI's taxonomy places the organism in Eukaryota, Metazoa, Arthropoda, Insecta, Diptera, Drosophilidae. The transcript is spliced from 17 exons. Gene Ontology annotation, biological process: monoatomic ion transmembrane transport. Gene Ontology annotation, cellular component: membrane. Bases 743 to 3679 code for a protein of 978 amino acids.